Molecule: messenger RNA, 1977 nt
Organism: Phaeoacremonium minimum UCRPA7
Lineage: Eukaryota; Fungi; Ascomycota; Sordariomycetes; Togniniales; Togniniaceae
Product: putative adenosine amp deaminase protein
Exons: 4
Coding region: 1-1977 (658 amino acids)
Biological process (GO): adenosine catabolic process; inosine biosynthetic process
Molecular function (GO): adenosine deaminase activity
Source: RefSeq, a predicted model, not a curated record
AUGGGGACCUCCUGUAGCUACCUAGAUAAAGAAGACCUCGCCGACGAUGCCGAGAAGGCUGAGCAGCGCCCCGAACAGCCUCAGCGCGCUCAUUCAAAGCUUGUCAAGACGCACCCUCAUCAGGAGAGAUUUAUACAUCCCGCUGACAUACCAGCCAGCAAACCCUCUGGCUUUGGAUCUCGCAAGACCAACACAACAACCAAUCAUAAAUUCGCCAUGACUUAUAACACCGUUGCCGCCCUCGACGUCGUCAUCGACAAGAGGCGCGCCCAGUUCCCCCGGAUCCAGGAGCCUACCAUCGCCGUCGACACGGGCAAGGCUGCGGCUGUCCCCGCGCGCUUGAGGGCCUACUUGGAGGAACGCCGCAAGACCAAGGAAAGAGAGGAUGCUCUCUCGUUCGCCUGGAGAUGUACUCAGACUGCUUCCGCAAAACAACGGCAUGCCGGCCGGAUCCUGGACGUGUUGAAACACAAUGAUCGCAUCCAGAUUUAUAAAGCCCAGCCAAACCAGAAAGGCCUGGAAGGCCAAGAAUUCCCUCGCUUCCCUGGGGACCAUUUUCUCCAUAACCAAACUUUGAUAGAGCAGACAAAGGUCUUUCGAGUUGCAAAGAAGAUGCCGAAAGGGGCGCAUCUCCAUAUCCACUUCAACGCAUGCCUCCUGCCCUACGUUCUGAUCAGAAUCGCCCAGGAUAUGGAGCGCAUGUUCAUCAUGAGCAAUAUUCCGCUGACCGCCAAGGAGAAUUGGGACAAAUGUGAAAUCCAAUUUUCCAUUCUGCCGCCGGAAAAGGAGAGACCUGGAAACCUGUUCAAUCCCGCAUAUAUAAACCGCCAAACCAUGAAAUUCGUGGACUUCAUCCAGGAGUUCCCAACACACUACCCGGAGGAAUGCAUACGGAAGAGUAAAUCACCAGAAAGCUGGGCCGAAGACUGGCUCAUCGACAAAUUGGUCUUCGAUGAAGAAGAAGCACACCACUGGCUGCAAACAGUAGAUGGCGCUUGGGAGAAGUUCAAUGGCCGGACACGUAUGAUGAAAGGACUUUUCAAUUACGAAACCGCCUACCGUAGGUACACUAGGCUGUGCUUGGAAGAGUUCAUCCAAGAUAAUAUACAGUACGCCGAGAUCAGGCCAAAUUUCAUGGAAACAAAUCAGGUUUGGACGGACGAUGGGACUAGGCAAAUCGACAACGUGGGCAUCAUGCAGAUCAUCACAGAGGAGUACGACAGGUUUCAGCAGGAGACAAACGACUAUUUCGGCGGCCUCAAGGUCAUUUACUGCACUCCUCGGUCCUUCUCCAAAGAACACGUUAGAUAUUCCUUGAACGAGUGCAUGCAAUUCAAGAAACGAUGGCCAGAGUGGAUUGCUGGCUAUGAUCUCGUUGGGGAGGAAAAUAAAGGACACCCAUUGGGCUUUUUCAUCGAGGAGUUCCUCGAAUUCCAGGAAAACUGCGAGAGAGAUGGAUUGGAUAUACCAUUUCUAUUCCACUGCGGUGAGACAUUAGAAAUGGGCAAUGAUACCGACGGCAACCUGCUCGAUGCGUUGCUCCUCAAGUCCAAGCGGAUCGGCCAUGGAUUCGCCCUGGCGCGGCAUCCCUACAUCAUGGAGAGGAUGAAGCAGGAGAAUGUCUGCCUGGAGGUCUGCCCCAUCUCAAAUGAGAUACUAGGGUUGACUCCGCGGAUGAACGGGCACACCAUGUACAACCUCCUGGCAAACGACGUCCAUUGCACCGUGAACAGCGACAAUGGCACAUUAUUUAGAUCUACACUCUCGCACGACUUCUAUCAAGUCCUGAUCGGAAAAACAGACAUGGACCUCCACGGCUGGAGACAGUUGAUAGAAUGGAGCCUGGAGCACUCGUGCAUGUCACCAAAGGAACUGGACGCGGUGCGUUUCGAGUGGGAGAAGCGCUGGGAGGUGUUCCUGGACUGGAUCAUCCAGACGUACGGGGACGAGGCCAAGCUCCCGGACGACGACGAGUAA